AUGGCUCGAACACUUGUAGAGAUCUCCGAUACCAUAUUCGUGAGAGGUAAACAAGGAAAAUACACAGGCUCGGCCGUCAAGGCCUCGACGACUUCAAAACGUCCUCCCGUCUACGUGCCUCACGGCAAAGGAGUUAUGAGAUACAAGGACGGCACCAUGUACGAAGGCGAGUGGGACAAUGGGAUAUACUCGGGGCACGGGAAAUACACCACCAAGACGGCCGAAUAUGCCGGCAUGUGGUCCAAAGGCGUCAAGGCCGGCCACGGAAAACUGACGACGAGCGACGGGCGUGUGUAUGACGGCUGGUUCGAGGCUGGCCGAAGAUCUGGAGCCGGUACUCAAAAGAAUAGCAAGACUGGCUCCAGUUACUCGGGCCAGUGGAAGAAGAAUGUGCCAUUUGGAAAAGGUGUCUGGCGCUGGGCAAACGGAGACUGGAUGGAGGGAACCUGGAACAGCAGCCAAGCCAGCGGAAAGGGAACGACGUUUCGUCACUUUGGUAACGGGUCAAUUUAUGAAGGAGAGACGCAGAAUGGGAAAUUCACCGGUAGAGGAAAGAUUACUUAUCGCAAUGGGGGAGUAUAUCGUGGGCUGUGCUUCAAUGGCAUGAGACAUGGUGCUGGAUCAUACAAAUCAAAGGACGGCGUGCUUUACGAGGGGACUUGGUCUAAUGACGCCGAGAAAGGUGUUUUUGUAAUCACCCAUGUGGCCUCUAUUGUUAAGAAGAAGCACAGGUAUUGA
This is a messenger RNA of Trichoderma aggressivum f. europaeum, 738 nucleotides long. RefSeq lists its product as uncharacterized. NCBI's taxonomy places the organism in Eukaryota, Fungi, Ascomycota, Sordariomycetes, Hypocreales, Hypocreaceae. Bases 1 to 738 code for a protein of 245 amino acids. The transcript has a single exon. The record is from RefSeq and is a predicted model, not a curated record.